AUGAACGAUCCAACAGGAAUCACCUACUGCCCUGCUCGGUACGACCCAUUCUCACAUGUCCAGGUCGCCGACUUCUCCCAGGUCCAAUAUCUCACCAUUGUGGACUCCGACGACGAGGCUCAACAGAAUGCCGAGGACUUAGAAGAGGAUCCAUCGGCGCCUCCCUCUGGUCCCCCGGAGGAGGAUGCCUCUCCCAAGGAAGCCCCCGUCGAGCCCAGCAAAGGUGAAAACCCCAACGCUGACGACGAAUGGCCCGAGGAGGUGAACGCUGCGGGCAAGAAGAAGGCCCGCAAGGCAAAGCAAAAGGCCAAGAAGAAAACGGAGAAGGAGAAGGCCAAGUCCGGCAGUAAUGGAAAGAAAGGCAAGACGGUUUCAUUUGCCGAGCCAUCACCUGCCGAACCUGCCGCGAGCGAAGAACAGGCCUCCGAGGAGAAGCCCAGUGACACCGCAGAGGCCACUGGCGAUCCUCCACAUGAGGUCGGCGAGGAGAAGCAGGCUGCUCCAGAGACACAGGAUGAAGCUGCCACUGCUGAGGAGAAGCCAUCUGAGCCCGAAGCAGAACAGGAGGCCGAAACCGCAGCAUCGAGCGAUCCUCCAGCUCCAGAGGAGCCAGAACCCACUCCUGAGCCGGCCUCAGAAUCGGUCCCAGAGGUUGCUGCUACGAACGCUGAGUCUGAACAGGAGAGCCCUGAACAAGACAAGCAGAGUGAGCAAGCUGAUGACGAGGCAACGCCAGAACCACCCAUUGCCGACCAAGACUCCAGCCCCGAGGCUGCUCCGUCCAGUGAUGCGGUAGAAACCGGCCCCGAGGAAGAUAAAGCGGCAGAGAUGGAGGACUCACAGCCGGAACCGGCUUCCGAAGAGGAGGCCAAAACCGAAGUCGCUGGAGAGACCCAGCCCGACGCCGCAGUCAGUGAGCCAGAGGAAUCGGCAGCUCAACCUGCUGAAGAUAUUGCCGAGUCUGGCGAUGCACCACAGGAGGCAGAAGCCGAGGAUCCUGCCUCUGCUGAGGCUGAUGAACCAACUCAGGCAGAAACUGUGGUCGAACACAGCGAAGGUAGCACAGAGAGUGGCUCGACCGAGUCGGCGCAAGCGGAUGAGCAAAGCCAAGCCGAACCCAUUGACCAGCCGGCCGAGCAGGUCGAAGCCUCCGUUCCUGAGGCCCCUGCAGAAGAACAGGACCCAGUAGAGACGACACCUGAAGCUCCUGCUGCUGAGGCGCAGCAAGAAACUCCUGGCGAAGAGGAGUCUGCCGACAGCUCACCACAACCUGCAGGCGAUGACAGUGCUGCAGACAAAGCUUCUGAUGAACAAAGUCCACCUGAGGACGCUCCUAAGGUAGCAGAACCCGCAGCUGCGGAAGUCGUCCAGACGAAGGAAGAGGAGCCAGCGGGAAGCAGUGACGCUCCCGAGCCACCUGUGGCCGAUACAAGUGACGAAGUCGCCGAAAAGGCGGCAUCGCCUGCGCCUCAAACAAACUCGGAAGACAAAGAGGAGCCAGCAGACGCAAUCGUUCAGGACGCUGCAGAGGAAUCUCCGUCCACCGAAACCGAGGCUAAGCCAGCAGCUGACACCGAAGUCGUCGUGCCCGACGCUCAAGAUAAGGAACCUGAAGCUGUUGCGGCAGCUGGGGAGGACAUCGUCGAGGCACCGGCGUCAGAGGACACCACCGCAACUGAGGGAGAACAAAGUGCCUCUGUCGAUGGUGACGGUGAAGUCGAGUCCCCAGCUCAUGAGCAGGUUGAGACCUCGGCGGACGAACAUGCCGACGACAGCCCGGCUCCACCUGAAGAUUUGUCGCCCCCAUCCGACGCUGACACUAAGGAGUCGCAAGAGAAGAGUGAAGAGAGUGCUCCGGCUCCUGUGGCUGAAGACGAUGGUGACGAGAUAGACCAAGCCACGCCAGUGGAUGCUGAAGCUGCUGAUGAGACUCCUGCGGUGGAAUCUACCUCAGAGCCGUCUGGUGAGGAAAGUAAGGAGGCACCUACCACUACGGAAGAGCCUGAAGUCAAAGAAGAGGGAUCUAUCGCGGAGCCCGAGGCCGCAGAAAGCACUGUUGCGCAAGAAGAUGCUGCUCCAACCCCCGAAGUGGAACAAGACAAGACUGUGGACGAUGCACCCGAGCCAGAGCAUAGCAGCGAUGCUGAAACUCAGGACAAGGGUGAAGACUCACCGCAAGGUGACGAGCAAAGUGUGAGCGAGGUUCCCGAUGAAAAAGCCGGAGCCACCGAGACCACUGCACCAGCAUCUGAUAACCAAGAGGACUUGACUCCUGAUCCGGUUGAGAAGGGAAUUGAGACAAAUGAACAGGAGAACGACGCUCCGGAAGAAGACCUCAGUGACAAUGCUCCCCCUCAAGACGAAGCUCAAUCAAACGAAGUCGCCGCAGAAAGCACCACCGCCCCGGCAGAAGAGGCCACUGCUUCUGAGACACAAGAGACUUCAGAAGUGCCCGAUGAUCUGCUUGAGGAGCUCGAAGAUGAGCAAGAUCCUGACAAGUCGGAGGAGGGUGAGGCUGAGAAGGAAUCUGAGGCUCCCAAAGAGCCUGAAGCUGAUGAAGAGCUGCCGACUGAGGUUCCUGUUGCUGAAGCCGAGAAAGCCGCGGAGUCUUCUGUGGAUGCACCUGAACAAGAGGGCCCAGCGCCUACUGUCGACGCUUCUGCUGAAGCAGAAUCGGCAGCGCCUGACGCUCCCACAACAGGCUCGGUUGAUGACGAGAAGCCAGUUCCCGACGAGACUGAAGGCGCGGAGGCAGCGGUAGAUACUAGUGUGGAUAGCCAGCAGCCAGCCUCGGAGACGCUAGAUGAACAGCAAGAGCCCAUGGCUGAGUCGACUCCGGAGGCUGCUGCUGCUGCGAUCCCAGAGGACUCACCGGCACCAGAGGCUUCCAAGGAUGAGGAGUCAGAUCUCAAGGAGGAAGUUGAGGAGUCAGAGCCUGCUACUGAGCCUCCUACUGAGCCUGCGCCUGAGGAGCCUGCCGAGGAACUUGCUCCGCAGUCUUCCGAGGAGCCUGCACCAGCACCCAUCUCAGAAGAUACUGCAACCGGAGAGGUCCAGGAGGACUCCAAGGAAGUUGAUGCAAGCUCGAACGACGCCAACGAUGAUACGCAGCUAGCAGCUGAUCUCGAACCCGGAGUCGUUGAUGCCCCGAAGGAAGGGGCCUCGGAGCCUGCUGAUGAGGAGAAACAUGAGGAGCCUGAUGCUACUCAAAGUGCAGACGCGGUUGAAGACACACCGGUCGUUGAAUCAGAAGCUCUCGCCGAGACGUCCACAGAGGAGCCCGCUGAAGAGCCCGCUGAGGAGGCACCAAAGCAAGAGACUGUGGAAGAACCGGAGACAGAGUCUCAGGCCCCAGAAGCAACAGCCGAGCUUGAAAAUCCGGCGGCUGAAGAGAACCAAGGAAGUACCGUGGACUCAGCACCUGCCGCUGAGGUUGCUGUUCCUCAAGAGGAGCUAGAGUCCGUCGCCGCAGAAGUUGCUGAGUCUCCAGAAGAAACUCCAGUCGCUGUGGACGAACCUGCACCAGCAGAGCCGGCAGAAGAUGAGGCAUCACUGUCAAAAGAUGAGCCGCAUGCUACUGCCGCCGCCGAGGCAGAGCCAGAGCCCGAGGUCGACGUGGACUCGGUGGAAGGAGACAAGGGUGCCGACGUACCAGCAGCCGCGGAACCAGAAACUGAGGCGAGCCCUGCUACUGAGGAUGCCUCAGGCGAGAACGCCGACGCAGUUGAGCCAGAUUCUACUGCCCAAGAAGCAGAGGCUGCGUCAGCGGUCGAGCAGGUGGCAGAGGAUGCCACCAAGCAGGAAGUCGAGGUAGCACCUGGCCCUGCAGAGGAUGAGGCAGCAGAUGGCACUCCUGUCGCGGAACCUGAAUCUGAAACGCAGGCUGUCGUUGAAGAGCCCGCGGCUCAAGAAGGCGCAGAGGAACAUGAGCAGGUUGAGCUAGCGCCCGAGCCUGCCGCGGCGCCUGCAUCUGAGUCUGUUGCCGAACCAGAACCAGAGCCUGCUGCCGAACCUGAGCCAGAGCCUGCUGCCGAGCCUGAACCAGAACCUGCUGCCGAACCUGAGCCAGAACCUGCUGCCGAGCCUGAACCUGAACCUGUUGUCGAGCCGGAAGCGGAGGAUCCUGCGGAAACCGAACCUGCUGCCGAACCUGAACUAGAAGCUAAGCCUGUCGAUGUCAAAGCCACGCCAAACCCGGAGACAGUUGACUCUGUCAAGGCCGAAUCUAGUGAGGAGAAAGCAUUGCCUGACACCACGGCGCAAGAGGAAGAGGAGGCCAAGGAUACCGUUGGUCCCAUCCCAAGUGGUGAAAAAUCAUCCAAGACCCGUCCAGGUAAGCAUCAUUUCCAUUGCCCUUCCCACGGUGUUACCCCUGGCGUUGUGACGCACCAGUCUGGAGGGAGCAUGCCUGAGAGUAAUUUAGAGGAAGAUAUACCCCAAUUGGAAAGUGUGGUGGAAGAAGAGGAACAGGAAGGUUCUUUGGGGGAUCAGAUGAUUAUCACAGACAGCUCAUUGUCCACUGGAGCCAAUGCCCAACAACUUGGCGCUGAAACUGGAACGGAUCCAGUUCAAGGUUCAGAUGCUCAGAAAGUUCCAAAUAUGGCUGUUGUGGACUCAGAGCCAUUGGAUGUCUCUCGGGCUCCUGAUAGCAUUGAAGACGACUCCAAACUGGAGCACAAUGCUAUCCAGCCGGAUGCCUUGGGCGUGCCUAGCCAGGGCGAUGGUCAGCCUUUGACCAGCACUGCAGAAGCCAUCUCUACCGAUUCCGAUCAUCUGGAGGAGCCAGCUUCAGAACCAGUUGGAGCUGAACAACUCCAUCAUGCGAUCGUCGAAAAUCUGUCGGCGCAAGACGAUGGUAGCAUCCAGGAAGUGGAAGCUCCGGUUUCGGAUGGCAUACCUGUCGGCGGCAAAUUGGAAGAAGCGAGCGAACCUCUGUCAGUCGCUAAGGUAAAGGUGCAUGAAAGCAGCAACCCAGUCGACAAGGGUAGCAGUGAACACCUCCCCAUUCCAGAACAGCAUACCGAAACUGUCGAUCAAAUGUCGCGAAACUUGGACCAACAAGAACAACAAGAGCUUCCAAGUUCACCGCCGGUUAAGGAAUUGACUCUAUCACAAGAGGUCGAUGAACAAGGCGCUAUGAGCCAAACCAUGGAGCAGCAACAUGACCAAGCUCUGGAAGACAAGUUGCCUGAGUCUAUUGAUCCACCUUCGGACCCGACCGCUGUCCCUGUUGAGGAUGAUGUUUUAAGCGCCCAAGAUCAAUUCCCAGAGCAGUCAUCGGUACAAGAUGCUGAGAUCGAUCAUUCAACGAAUGAGCUAGCCCAGCCACCUCACGAUGCUACGUCUCCGACCGUAGUCCAGGAUGCUGGACUUGAUUCCCAAAACGAUGCCGUGUCUCAAUUGGCAGAUUCUCAUGACACCCCCAAAGAGCCAAGUCAGCCAGCGGACUACGCUGGGGAAGCCUUGGGCGACACUUCUGAAGAUUCGCAGCUCCAUGCUAGAGAACCGCCAGCUGUUGCUACUGAGGCAUCGUCUGAAGCAUCAGUGUCUGAACAGGGACAAGAUGUAAUCGCACUGGAUCCGAUGGUCGAGAACUCUCAAGGCCUCCCUCCAGUGGCCGAAUUAGCACACCAGAUCCCGUCUGAGAUUGUACAUCAGAAACCCGAAGCAGAUGGCAUUGCCGUCGCUCAUCAAGCUGAGAAAGUUGACUCCCAUCGCGAUGCUUUCGAGAAAGAUACAGAAGCGCCGGAAAUCCCAUCAUCUGCAGCAAUACCCUUCGAAGACAUCGAUUCGAACCGAGAGGCCAAAGAUGGUUCUGCUCCCGCCCAAUUGUUCUCUGAGGAAGUUCCAGCACUGCAGGCAGAGAUUGACAGAGAACCUGUACAGCUUCCCGAGGUGGAGCAAGCAGUUUCAACCACCGCUGAUGAUGUACUCGAUGAGCCAGUGGUAGAGGCAAGGACACUUGUCCCGCAGACAGGUGUUGAGGGUAAUGGCCAGUCAAAUGUAGCAGAUGAGCCAUCGCUUAGCUCUGUCACACCUGUCGAGCAAAUUCCGUCAGCCAAAUUGUUGGGCGCUGAAAUUGAAGCUGACGAGGCGACACAAGAGCAAGGCCCUGAACUUGUUUCUUUGGGGGAGAGCGUUCUGCAUCAUUCUUCAGAGCCCAAGAUCCACGAAAUCACAUCUACUCGACAAGAAACUGCCACUAGUGAAGAUGCUGAGAAGAUCUCAAAGCCAACAUCGACAGCCGGACCUGAGUUCCUGGAGACAGCCCCUACAGACGCUGAGCUGACUCCUCUCAAUACCGAACAACCAGAAACUGCUGAAGAGAAUCAGCAUCAGGCAGCCGUUUCGAGUGUCGCAUUUGGUGAUGCUUCGGACCACAGCUCCUCCGAGACUGUACAGACGCCCCACGAUAUGGAUCCAGAGGUCACAAAACGUGAAGCUGAGACACUUCACGGUGACUCAGAUGACCAUUUGUAUGGCCUUAAAGGACAUGUCGAUGAUACAAAUGAACAAAGCGCAGAUGAGCCACAACUCACCCGCCUGGGCGACAUCGAUCCGGAAUGUUUGACCGCUGAUCAAGAGGAGACGUCGAAUUCCUUCGAGCACGACGCAGCUGUCUCAUCAGCCCAAGAGCCUACAGUGGUGACCGAGACCGUGCCUGAAGCUCUAUCUGUAGCUGGUGAAAGCAUUCAAGACGCCGCAGGGAGCAAAAUUGAGGCAGUAGCAGCCGACAGAUCGCCACCCGAAAACAACAGUACCCACAAGGUCGUUACUGGCGGCAAGGCGAGCUUACUCGAAUCGGAAACUAAACCUGUACAUUCUGAAACACUCGGAGCCACCGAAGACGUGCAUAUCUCGGAAGAUCUAGCCACGAAGGCUGUUAAUAUUCCAGACGAUCCAGCUUUGCCAUCCGGCGACCCUGAGCUCGGGGCUACAGACAAUGGGUUAACCCCACAAGCACAUGAUGAUACAGUCUCAGGAGACAAUCUUCAUCGACCAGAACUUCCCAAUGACCAGGCUGCUGAGACUUUGUCGACUGAGGAUCAAACGUCUCCGAAAGAAACACAGGCAAAUGUUGAACUACGCAACGAAGAUUCUGCCGUGGUUUCCGCGGACCUGGGAGUGCUCGAGAGCGAUCUUCAUGGCGCUGAGCCAAACCUUGAAGGUGACCAGCCAACCGCUGUACUUGAUCUGCCUGCAAGACUUGAAGAGAAGCCAAUUGAAGAGACCUGUUCAUCAGAAGAUCUGUUGGUUGUAUCAGAUGGUUCGCAGAGCGCUGUUUCACCUGCGCAACAUACCGAUGUGGUUUCUAUCAUCCCACCGGAGACAAAUCCAGAGUCACACUUAGAAAACGAAUCCGCCUUAUUGAGUACACAACAGUCCAAUGCAAAGAGCCCCGAGGAGGACCUCUCGGAGGCAGUGCAAGCAGCUGAUAGCCCUGCAGCUGAUCUGCUGCAUACUCAAGAUGAUAGUCAUGCGGAAGCAUCAGAUACGCUCAGUUCUCAAGACCAAGCUAAGAACACGGAGGAAGCGGUUCCUGAAGCAGCCGAAACCGAGGCUGGUGAGCAGCUCCCGCGAGGUCAAGUGCACCCAGGAAGUGGCCUGGAACCCAUGCUCGAGGAAAAGACACCAGUCGCCGAUGCGCAACCACCCAUAGGUGACAGUCGAGGUGGCCUCCUAGCUGGGAUCGCCGCUGGUGCCGCUGCCAUUACGGCCGGAGCAGGAGUUCUUGCGCACAAGCUCUCCACCAACAAUGAGCCUGAUGAGACAAAGAAAACAUCUUCAGAGGAGCUAGAAACCAAGUCAAAGGCCAUUCCAAGCGCACCAGACUCUGUCAUCGGUGUGUCGGAGCCUGUUGUGUCAGUAUCACCACGGCAGGCUCCAGAUGUCCCACCCAAGUCACCCGAGCGUGGACCGAGUCCCGCUGCAGUUGCAGACAGAGUUACUCCUAAUUUCGCCGAUGAGAUCAUGGAGAGAUCACAGUCUCGACUCCUCUCUAAUGUGUCACGAGAGAGGGACACAGAUAGCAUAAUGGGUCAGUCACCUCCAUCGAAAGAACCCCUUCGGAACAAUGCAGCCAAUGUGUCGUUAGCGGAGCAUUUUACUCAUUCAAAACAGACCGCAGCAGAAGAGAUUAUCAGAGGUUCAGAUACCAAUCGGACUUUGGCCCGUUCUGGCAUGCAAACAGGAGACGACUCCGAGUUUAGGCCAAAAGUGAGCACUGUGCCAUACGAUCUGAAUGGAUUGUUGGACACGAGAUCAGCAACACCGGGCAUUGUCCUUCCUGAUCUCGCAGACCCAACGGCUAAGUCGUUAGGUCGAGCCAGGAGUUUGAGGAGGUCACGUAGGAGGACAAUCAGGAGAAAUGAGGAAACGGUUGCGGCUGCUGUGAUUAUCUACGCUGCGGCAAGAGAGAUCAGUCCUUCCCCUGGUCCACGAUUGGGUAGUUCCCAGGUAGAAAAAGGCAUUGUGGAAACUAUGGUGGCGGAUGCAGACUUUGAGAGCGUCAUGACACCAGGGGCAGCGGGGGAUCGUGGCGUUGACUUGAGUGACGUUUCUGACUCUGUGACUGACCUUUCAACAGACGAUGAAGGCAAGACAUCAAGCAGUGAUCGGCACCGCAGGCAUCGACAUCGCUCUUCCAAAUCCGGGGAGAGUGAAAGAGAGACCGCUCACAGGAGCAGGAGAAAGAGCGACGCAUCAGCCAAGUCAGCUACAUCUGAUCUGUUUAUUGGUUCCAGGUCUGCAAAGCGCACAGAUAGUGGUUUCUCUGCCGAUAGUUCGCAUUCUUCAAGGCGACAGCGGACUCCAGAGGAGCAGGCCGAACACGACAAGCGCAGAGCCGAACGUCGUGCUGAGCGCACGCCGGAGGAGCAGGCGGCCCAUGACAGACGCAAGGAGGAACGCAGAGCUGAACGCCGCACAGAGAGGACGCCCGAGGAGCAAGCUGCUCAUGACAAGCGCAAGGAAGAACGUCGCGCCAUCCAGGAGAAGGAGCGGGAGAGAGAAGCCAAGGGGAAAGCCCCAGACACACCACGGAGCGACCGUCAUUCACACCGCAGUUCAAGGCGGUAUAGUGAACAUAGCAAUUCUUCUCGUCCAGAGAAGACCUCACAUUCGAAUGACUCUCCAGUAUCCGACAAGAAAUUCUUCGAUUUGAAGAACGCAGAAAGUGCUGUGGCACCUAAGCUCACCAAGAGGGCGACAGACUCUGCUGUGCCUGUGGUCUCCAACGAUGUUCCAAGGCCGGACACUACGAGGCGAUCCCGUACUUCAAAGGAUAUCCCUGGCAGACCUACCGAUGUUCCUCAGACCAAAGAACACAGGACUUCGAAAGACCACCACCACAAGCACCGUGACCAUCGGGACCGGUCAGCCACAGACCCUGUCAAGGCGCAUACGAAGCCCGCCACUGGAGUGGAAGAGAUACCUUCGCCAAGCCGCUCAAAGUCAACCAAGGAAGCCAAGGAAAGCAAGGAAGAGAGGCAUCACAGACGCGAAGAACGACAAAAGGCCCGUGAUGCCGAGGCGAAGAAGAAGCAUGCCCCCUCCGGCCUUAAGGCCGUGAUUAAGAAGAUUUUCAACUGA
This is a messenger RNA of Neoarthrinium moseri, 9591 nucleotides long. RefSeq lists its product as uncharacterized. Bases 1 to 9591 code for a protein of 3196 amino acids. The transcript is spliced from 23 exons. NCBI's taxonomy places the organism in Eukaryota, Fungi, Ascomycota, Sordariomycetes, Amphisphaeriales, Apiosporaceae. The record is from RefSeq and is a predicted model, not a curated record.